Arachis ipaensis is the source of this 1161-nucleotide messenger RNA. The record is from RefSeq and is a predicted model, not a curated record. NCBI's taxonomy places the organism in Eukaryota, Viridiplantae, Streptophyta, Magnoliopsida, Fabales, Fabaceae.
AUGGGGGAUACCCCAUUAUCACAGACCAUUGAUAUCCAAUAUCUUAUAGUCGACUGUCCCAGUCCUUACAAUAUUAUCCUCGGAAGACCUGCUUUGAACAUGUUCAGGGCAGUAGUGUCUACCUUACAUUUAUGUGUUAAGUUUCAAGCACAGGACGGCAAGAUAGCAACACUCUACUCGGACCGCCAACAAGCUCGGCAGUGUUACAAUGCAAGCCUGAAAAACAUCGGCACAAGACAAAAAAACCAACAAGAGGUCAAGGCCAUCCACAGCACGAACGAAGUACUAACCCUAGCAGAGCUCGACCCUCGAGAGGACACCCAAGAAAGACCUCAACUAGCGGACGAGCUCCAAAAAGUUCCCCUAACAUCGAAACCAGAACAAUUCACCUACAUCGGCCGAGCCUUUCAAGGACAAGAACAAUUGGAGCUUAUAAAUGUACUACAAGACAACGCCGAUCUAUUUGCCUGGACCCCGACAAAUAUGCCAGGAAUAGACCCAAACAUCAUUUGCCACAAGCUCACCAUCGACAGAACAAUCCGACCUAUAGCUCAAAAGAAGAGGAAUCUCGGGGCGGAAAAAGCAAAGGCAGAGCUAGAAAAAACUAAGAAGUUACUUAGUGCCGACUUCAUCAAGGAAAUUCGCUUCACCACGUGGCUCUCGAACGUGGUAAUGAUCCUUAUGCAUCCAGAAGACCAGAGUAAAACAGCUUUCAUAACUGAACAUGAGAAUUUUUGUUAUAGAGUAAUGCCAUUUGGUCUAAAGAAUGCAGGUGCAACAUAUCAGCGACUAACGGAUAAGAUCCGAGCAUAUAACAUGAGACUCAAUCCAGAGAAAUGCGCUUUUGGGGUACAAGGAGGCAAGUUCCUUGGUUUCAUGCUGACUUCACGGGGAAUCGAAGCAAAUCCUGAUAAAUGUGAGGCAAUACUUAAUAUGACGAUACCAAAAGGUAAAAAAUUCGAGUGGACAAAGGAAUGCGAGACGGCAUUCACCGAACUUAAAGCCACCCUGUCUUCACUGCCAGAAAAACACAAAGCCAGUAUACUUCGUCAGCAGAGUCAUGCAGCCAACAGAAAGAAGAUACCCCAGAAUAGAACAACUAGCCCUAGCACUAGUAACAACAGCAAGGAGACUAAGGCACUACUUCCAGAGCCACAAUAA